AUGAAAGUCCUCAUUUCGGGUGGUGGAAUUGCUGGAUUGGCAGCAGCCAUUACUCUGCUCCAAGGAUCCAGCAACAACAACAAUAACCUGGAGGUUGUGAUUUUGGAAAAGGAUGCGUCCAGCGAAGCCCGCAUCCAGGGCUUUUCCUUGGGCAUUAGUCCUCUGGGAGCCACGGCGCUGCAGCACAUGAACAUGGCCCACCGACUCGUGGUGGAGAAACAGCUGGUGACACCACUGGGCAGUAAUUUUUGUCUGACCCAACAUGGAGGCAAUGUGCUCCUUCAGUCAUCGUCAUCAUCGUCAGCAUCAGAGGAGGAGAUGGAUUUGAUGGAAUUAUUUGAAAAAGGACGAACAUCCAUCAAUCGAGGAGUCCUAAGACAGCAAAUGCUGCAAGAAAUAUCCAGAGACGACCGAGCCACCAUUCUGUGGUCUGCCAAAGUGGUCCACCUGAACUAUUACACUACACAAACACAGGGGCCGCCAAGCGUCCAAGUGACUCUGGAGGAUGGCCGGCACAUAACGGGGAAUGUCUUGUUGGGAUGCGAUGGCAUCUUUUCCAAAGUCCGCGAGUUGUUGCUGCUGCCUCCACUGCCAAAAUUGCGGCAUUUGGGAGUGGCAUGGGUCCGUGGGGUCUGUCCGGAACAGGGACAAUUAGCCGAAUGGUUUGGCGAUAAUGGUCACAACAACAACAACAAGAAAUCCUUUACGUUCGGCAUGACCGACCCGCGAGGAGCUAUAUUCUUGGUCGAAUGCGACAAGACGAAUCUGUUGUGGUACUUUGCAUUUCCCAUGAAGAAACACGACAAUAAUACUAUGAGAAUCGACGACCGUGAACAGAUCCUCGGAUUAUUGGUGGAACAAUGCCGGCACUGGCAUCCCUGUGUUCUAGCUAUCAUUCAAGAUACGCUCCAAUGUCAAGGCCCCAUGCUAUUUCGUCAUCUCUACGAUCGCCCACCGGAUCACUUGACGAAGUAUUGCCUUCCAGACCCAUCCGCUCCCAUUACACUGCUGGGUGAUGCCCUUCAUCCCGUCGCAUCCUAUGCGCUCGCCGGGGGUGGCAGCAAUGCGCUCUCGGAUGGCGUGGACGUGGCAAAAUCAUUGCUGUUAGUAGCCAAUAGCGACAAUCAUCAUCCGGCCAAGGCGCUUCGAGAAUAUGAAAGACCUGUACUCGAGCGGUCCCUGCCGCAGGCCCGCAACUCCAAAUGGAUGACGACUCUGUUGCACAGUGGUUGGUUGGGUGGAUACGCUGCCCGAAUUGCGUUUUGUAUCUUGCGCGGUGUCUUGUGGUUGUUGGGGAAAUCGCCGUGA
This is a messenger RNA of Seminavis robusta, 1308 nucleotides long. The record is from the annotation of a GenBank genome assembly. NCBI's taxonomy places the organism in Eukaryota, Bacillariophyta, Bacillariophyceae, Naviculales, Naviculaceae.